This is a messenger RNA of Chionomys nivalis (European snow vole), 5500 nucleotides long. It is a transcript of the gene Sstr2, whose product is annotated as somatostatin receptor 2. The coding region runs from base 352 to 1461 and encodes 369 amino acids. Gene Ontology annotation, molecular function: somatostatin receptor activity; neuropeptide binding. The transcript is spliced from 2 exons. NCBI's taxonomy places the organism in Eukaryota, Metazoa, Chordata, Mammalia, Rodentia, Cricetidae. Gene Ontology annotation, biological process: neuropeptide signaling pathway; cellular response to estradiol stimulus; cellular response to glucocorticoid stimulus. Gene Ontology annotation, cellular component: membrane; neuron projection. The record is from RefSeq and is a predicted model, not a curated record.
GCAAGCUGUGCAGCCACCGGCGCGCUCGCGAGGCCACCGGCGCCCAGAGCACCAGUCCGCUAUUGGGUGUCGAUGAUCUGCAAGCCAGGCUAGCUCUUUCGAGGUUCAGGCUAGCUCUUUCAAAUGCCAGAGGGGACUCGCACGAGCCAGCCAAGGAAGCUGAGAGGCCAGGAGCCAAGCUACUGCACUCACCGGCGCACGACUGGAUAAAGGACAGCUUCGGGGUGCUGGAGAACCCAGAGAACCGAGUGUUCGUGGAAAGCAAGAUGUCACAGUAGAUUCUUGGCCCCCAAAGCUCACCGAGGUGAGAGGAAGAUCUCUACUUGGUUCUAAGCUGACUGAAAAGCAGCCAUGGAGAUGGCAUCUGAGCAAGACAAUGGGAGUCAACUAUGGAUACCCUCUCCAUUCGACAUCAAUGGCUCACUGGGGCCAAGCAAUGGCUCCAACCAGACCGAGCCAUACUACGACAUGACAAGCAACGCGGUCCUCACGUUCAUCUACUUCGUGGUGUGCGUUGUCGGGCUGUGCGGCAACACGCUUGUCAUUUACGUCAUCCUCCGCUACGCCAAGAUGAAAACCAUCACCAACAUUUACAUCCUCAACUUGGCCAUUGCGGAUGAACUCUUCAUGCUGGGGCUGCCCUUCUUGGCCAUGCAGGUGGCACUGGUUCACUGGCCCUUUGGCAAGGCCAUCUGCCGGGUGGUCAUGACUGUAGAUGGCAUCAAUCAGUUCACCAGUAUCUUCUGCCUGACGGUCAUGAGUGUCGACCGUUACCUAGCUGUGGUCCACCCGAUAAAGUCAGCCAAGUGGAGGCGGCCCCGGACAGCCAAGAUGAUCAAUGUGGCUGUGUGGAGCCUCUCUCUGCUAGUCAUCUUGCCCAUCAUGAUAUAUGCUGGCCUCCGGAGCAACCAGUGGGGGAGGAGCAGCUGUACCAUCAACUGGCCAGGUGAAUCUGGGGCAUGGUACACAGGAUUCAUUAUCUAUGCCUUCAUCCUGGGGUUCCUGGUACCCCUCACCAUCAUCUGUCUUUGCUACCUGUUUAUCAUAAUCAAGGUGAAGUCCUCUGGAAUCCGAGUGGGAUCGUCCAAGAGAAAGAAGUCAGAGAAAAAGGUCACCCGCAUGGUGUCCAUCGUGGUGGCUGUCUUCAUCUUCUGCUGGCUCCCUUUCUACAUCUUCAAUGUCUCUUCCGUAUCUGUGGCCAUCAGCCCCACCCCUGCCUUGAAAGGCAUGUUUGACUUUGUAGUGAUCCUCACCUACGCCAACAGCUGUGCCAACCCCAUCCUAUACGCCUUCUUAUCUGAUAACUUCAAGAAGAGCUUCCAGAAUGUUCUCUGCUUGGUCAAGGUGAGUGGUACCGAUGAUGGGGAACGGAGCGACAGUAAGCAGGACAAAUCCCGGCUGAAUGAGACCACAGAGACCCAGAGGACCCUCCUCAACGGAGACCUCCAAACCAGUAUCUGAGAUAGCCGGAAACCCACCAUGCACGCACACACACAAGCCAAGCCUGCCUCUGGGCAGUGCCUUUCCCACUCACCUGCUUCCUGCCUCCCCACCCAUCCUAGCUGGCUUGUUCUACAUGAGCCCAGUUCAGAGGACAGGAUUUGAGUCUAUUCCACUGACUACUUCUCCCUUAAAGUGAACAUUUUCCUGCAGGCAGACAAUUCAAAGCCUGGAGAAGAGGACAUCAUUGCCUGGGUGUGACGUUGAAGAAAGCAGCCGCCCAGGAGAAAUUGGGGGGGGGGGGGGACUAAACUAAACCAAAACCUGUCAAUGUGUGCUUAUACACUACGUAAUCUUGUGAUGUGAUAUUUACAUUUGUAUAUUCCUACCUAGUCUCUUCGGAGCCGGCACAUACAUGUCCCGUGAUUGUAAGCUGAAUUAAUUAGUUCAUGUGUGUCUAGUAUAGGUGAACAUGUACCGCAACACUGAACCUAAAGAAAUGGACCCGCCACGACAAAACCAAUCAAGUUUAAGCUUCCAGCAUCUCUCUUGCAUGGGCCUUUCCCAGACCCAGGAGGAGCAUGAGCGGUAUGUUGGUAUUAUAGUAUGUUUUUGUAAAAAAAAAAAAAAAGAAAAAGAAAAAGAAAAGGAAGAAAAAAUAGUGAAAGCAAGGUAUUUUUGUAUUGUUCUUCCUAGAGGGCCCCUAAGCUAAAUAAGUGUCUCGCCUCACAGGUGCUGCCCCUGGGUCUGGACAGUUGUUUCAUCAAUUUGAAACAAGCUAGGUCUGAGUAAAACAGAGAGGAGCGCACUGUGAGAGUCGGAAUAGAAAUGGAAGUUCACCUCUCGGAUACAAUCAGUUACUCAUUUACCCAGAAGAACUUCAAGGGUUGGAGUCAUUGACCACUGUGUUUAUCAAGACAAAGCAUGCUUUGUUAUCAGACUGAAUUUUUCUCUCCUCAGAUUGCUUUAGUUUUACUUAGGGAGACAUUGGGGAAGGGGUGGGAUCGGUGACCUGAAAGGCAAAAAACAGACUAUGAUUCUUGCGGGCAAACAAUUUGCUCCCCAACAUACACACACACACAUACACACACACAAAUGAGAAGAAGAAAAAUGAAGUAGAAUUAUCCCUUUAAUAGAAACCUGGAAAGUGUUUUGUUUUUAAUGCCGGAUAAGACUCCUUAAUGAAAGAAAACAGAAAUGUAACUUGACAGCCCCUCAAAGGCGUUUUGGGGUUUUGCUGUUGUUCUUGGUUUUGGGGGAGGCUGUUCUUUCUUCCUGUCUAUGUAUGUAUUUAUGCCUGUGUCAGUGUGUGUGCAUGUGUAUAUGUGUGUUUGUGUGUAUAAGUAUGUGUGCACAUGAGCAUGUGUGUGCAUGUGCCGUGUGUGUGUAGGUCAGAGGUUGACGUUGCUAUCUCCUUCCGUUACGCUCUACUUUACUUACUAGGCAGGGUCUCUUGCUGAAUAGGAAGCUUUCCAGUCAAGCAAGCCAGCUUGCCUAGAGGAUCCCAUCUCCAACCACGGAGCUUUACAAACAUGCUGCCAUGUCCAGACAACCUUUACAUGAGCUCUGGUACCCAGAUUCAGGCCCUCACACUUGAGCAGCAAGUGUGCUACCCGAAAGAGCAUCUCCCAGACUCUCAAAGGAGUUUUUAUGUCAUUAUUAUUAGUGGGGAGGGGGCAUGCUUACCAUGGCACAUGUGUGGAUGUCAGUAGACAACUUCAUGGGGACGGUUCUUGCCUUCCACCUCUUUAAUGGGUUAUGGGGACCAAACUCAGGUCACCAGGCUGGUCCAGCAAGUCAUCGCCCUAUCUCAAAGACAGUUUUAAAGAACUUUAUGCAAAGCUGGGCAUUUUGAAAAUCACAAUACUGAGACUCAGGAACAUGUAUAGGAAAUGUUCAAUCAAGACCAGCUAAUGGAGAAUAUAGGUAUGUGCAGGGCAUGGACUGGGAGCCCCUUCCUUCACAGGGAUAGCUACGUCUCCUCCAUCAGCUGCGCACGCGUGUGGCCUCUCCAAGCUGUCCCUCACACUACCAGUGGUUUUUGUUUCCAGCUACAGAUGGAUUUGUAUACAGAUGACAGAAAAAGGUCCAGCCCUCGUCCCUUGGUUGAUCACGGCUCUAGGAGAUGAAGAAACACAGGCGCAGGUGCGGAAGAUGCCGUGCACUCUGGGUUUUAGAAGCAUCACUCUUAACAUCCCACACGUAGACUUCAAAUGUAUUUUAAAAUGUGCUUUCUUCUUCUGUCUCCUUAAGAAGGACUAUCUAGUGGUCACAAUGGCUGACUGCCCUACCUUUGGCUAUCCAACCCUGUGGCCACCUUAAUUCUCAGGCUACGUCACUCAUACCAACUGGCUCCCCAAAACUACCAACUGUGGCUUAGGAAGAUACAUUCAUUGGGGAUUUAUGUUAGACAAAUAAAUUUACACAAAAGUAAAAGCACAAUCAUAAAACAAGACCACAGGGACAGUUGUUGCAAAAAGACAAACAUAUACAGAAAAAUCCCAGACUGUUACCAAAGGCCAAGUUAGCUACGAGUUCAGCUUUGGGCUGGUUUCUUGGCAGCCAUAACAAACAGUGAGUCACUGCUUUUUCUUUUUAAUGCUAACAGGAAAAAAAAAAAAGGAAAGAAACACUAUAGAUACAACUUUAUCAUUACAAUCGGAAAUAUUCGUCUUGAAUAAAUGUCUUUUUUUUUUCAUUUAGGGAAAUCUCUCUAGGAAACCCAGAACUGCUGGCAAUCAUUCCAAGAAGAUAGAUCAGAGUAACUCUAUAGUGUUCAUGCUCCCAAAGCUUAGUAAAUUGCCUCCAACAAGGUUUUGAUCUUAAGCAGCCACCAAUAACCUCAAGAUGGACCGUCUAAGUGGUGUCUGGGGUACUCGGCAACAGGGAGGUCAUUGGAAGGCAGGAAGAAGGGGACUUUAACAUAUGUGGUACAGGGCCAGGAAGUGGAUAAGUCAAGAAAAUGCUUGCCUCACAAGUUUGAGGACCUGAGUUCAAUCCCUAGAACCCACAUGAAAAGAUAAGGGCAGUGCUUACAUUCCAGAAAUGGAGAGACGGGUGGUGGAGAGAGCUGGACCUCUGAAAGUGCAUCAAACCAUCCAGCCUGGCCUAAGCGGCAAAGGUCCAGGCCAAUGAGACCCUGUCUCAAACAAAAAGUAGAUGUGCCUAUGGAUCAAUACUCAAGGCUUUCCUCAGACAGACACACACACACACUUCCAACCCAUGUGUAUUCGUAUACAUGAACACAUACAUACAACAUAAACACACACACCACAUACACAUACAAAUAACACACAAUAAAUACACACAACACAUAACAUACACAAUAUACAAUAUAUACACAUACAUACCACACACAAAAAAACACAUACAUACACACAACAUACAUACCAGACACACAUACAUACAAGCACACAUACAAGAUGGAUGCUUAAUUCUCUACAGAUAAGCAGUCAGGUCCUAUGAUAUGGAAAUGUAUGUUUUACCUGUAUUUAUAUUUUAACUAGAAAUUUAAAAUAUAUAUUAUUUUAUAUGUAUGAGUAUUUUGCUUGCAUGUCUGUCUGUAUACCAUGUGGAUGCCUGGUACCUGUGGAAGACAGAAGAGGGCACUGGAGUUUCUGGGAGUAGAGGUACAGAUGGUUGUAGUGGGUCCUAGGGAUCAAACCUGGGUCUUCUACAAGACCAGCUAGUGAUGUUAACCCCUGAGCCAUCUCUCCAGCCCCUGAAACAUCUUAUUUUUAAAGAUGACUUGUUCUCUGGAUUUCUGUUAUCCAAAAGAGGAACAAAAAAAGGAUGUUAACACAAUUUUGGUUCAGAAAGUCACUCUUAGCUUCAACUCAACAUCGUGAAGAUAAGUCCCCUGGAUGCUGGGGGUGAGACAAUAAAAAGUAAUCCGUCGGGGCCAGAAAGACAGCUCAGCAGCUAGGAACACUUGCUACUCCUGCAGAAUACCCGAUUGGUUCCUAGGACCCAUGCUCACAGUCUAGCUCCACGGAUCUGAUGCCCUCUUCUGGCUUCUGUGAACACCUGCACGCAGGUGCACACAAAAGCACACACAUGA